GGCUAUCGUAGUCUCAAAGGUGUGGUGUUGAAUUUUGGACCAAUCAGUUGGAAAGGGAGAAGUCAUUGGGUAUAAAUCGCACGCCUGUUUCUUUCAACUCACCUGCCGACCGCUGCGGUCGAUGAUUCAACGAGUCCCGUAACGCUGUUCAGGUAGAUGCAAUCUCGGUGGGCCCGUGAUGGCGAGCGCCUCGUCUUAGCCGAGCCGCAUGCGAGACCCCUCCUCUUCAUGGCCUUCGGGCGACGCCAUGUCCGGCGCCGAAGUCUGCCCCAGCGUGAGCGGCAACCCGGCCCCGCCCGAGGUGCUCAACUCCAAGCGACCGGGGCGCAACACCAACCAGCUGCAGUACCUGCAAAAGUCGGUGCUGAAGGCUCUGUGGCGCCACCAUUUUUCCUGGCCCUUCCGCCAGCCCGUCGACGCCGUCGCGCUGCGUCUUCCCGAUUAUUACACAAUUAUCAAGAAUCCAAUGGACAUGGGCACCAUUAAGCGGCGGCUCGAGAACAAAUAUUACUGGAAAGCGAUGGAAUGCGUUCAAGACUUUCACACAAUGUUUACUAACUGCUACGUGUACAACAAGCCCGGAGACGACAUCGUGUUCAUGGCACAGACACUGGAGAAGCUUUUCCUGCUCGAAGUCUCCAAAAUGCCCAAAGACGAAUGCGAAGUCCUGCAAAGUGCCGCAAAGGAAGCGGCCAAAGGGAAGAAGAGCAGCGCUGGGUCGACGAAUUCAAGACCCGAGGUGGUCCUCCAGCAGACGGUGACGAUCAUCCCAUCGGAUGCUCCUCGGCCGGUCUUGCCCGUGCACAUGUCGGCUCAGCUGGAUGGAAGUGGAAGUGUAAGUGGAAAACUAAAAAAUAUCAAGAGAAAAUUGGAGGUCGUCCCCUCGGCGGUCACCAGCGGUGCCGGCGAAAUGGCGGCAUCGUGCGGGUCAUCCGUGAGGACGGGCAGCGGGCGGCCCAUCAAGGCGCCAAAGAAAGACCUCAGCGACUUGGAGGACAAGCGGCCCAAACUGAGCGAGCCGCUGCGCCACUGCAACGGCAUCUUGAAGGAGAUGCUCUCCAAGAGGCACUACGCCUACGCGUGGCCCUUUUAUACGCCCGUGGACACCGUGGCCCUGGCCCUGCACGACUACCACGACAUCAUCAAGCAGCCCAUGGACCUGAGCACCAUCAAGAAAAAAAUGGAGCAGCGCGAGUACAAAGCCGCGAGGGAGUUUGCUGCCGACGUCAGGCUGAUGUUCUCUAACUGCUACAAGUACAACGCCCCUGCACACGAGGUCGUCUACAUGGGCCGGAAGCUGCAGGAGGUUUUCGAGGCGCGCUACGCUAAAGUUCCGCAGGAGCCGACGCAGGGAUGCGCGGCGGCGCCGCCUCGUCAGCUCGAUAAGCCCAAAGGCGACUGCGUGCCAAGCUGCUCCCCCUCGGCCGCUUCCUCUUCCUCCGAGGGCGAGGGCGAGAGCUCUUCUUCUGACACGGACACUUCGUCAGAGGAGGUCGCCACGCAACUGGCCAACCUGGAGGAGAAGCUGAAAGCGGUGAGUGACCAGCUGAGGAGACUCACGCAGGACCCCCUGAUGAAACCCAAGAAAAAGGACAAGUUGAAGAAGAAAAAAGCCAAAGAAAAGGACAAAUUGGACAAAAACAACCACAACGUGGAGAAAAUCAUCACGAGUUCUGCUUUUCACGGCAACCAGAAAAUGGCGAUCCGGGCCGGGCUGACACCACUGAGCUGCAAGGAGAAGCAGCAGCUCAGGCUGGAUUUGGACGCCCUGCCCGCGGAGAGCCUGGCGAGCGUUUUAAAGGCCUGCGACGCCCCGUCGGCGGACGUGGAGAAACUGAAGACGUCCUCGCAGCGGCGCCUGCAGAGCUUUCUGGUGGGUUGUCAGAGGAAGACGUGCGGCGGCGGGGAAAAGCUGGAGAAACGCGUGGGGGCGACACAUUGGCGGAAGUUGAAGGGCGCGAGGAGACUGGAGGUGCUCUGUCAACGGCCCUCUGAUGCGAAGAAGAAGAAAAAGAAGAAGGCAGCAGGUAAACAAGCUGCAUCUCCCGACUUCGUCUGUUCGCCAGCUCUCAGCAGCAGCAGCUCGCCGUCGUCCGACAGCGGUCGUCCGUCUUCUGCAAUCAAACUCCAGAAGAGUGCGAAAGGCCAAUGUAAAAAGGCUGCCAGUAGCAAGUUGACCCAAUGGGGGCGCUGUGGUAACGCACACGCUCCUGCUGCAGCUGCUGCCGUCACACUAACAAAAACCAAAGUCCACUGGGGGCCUCAAGGCGGGAUGACGCUGCCAGCUCCAGACUUGUCCCCCGCGGUGUCCCCUGAAACUGUGCUUGUCUGGGCCACCUCUGGAUUUCAGGCCCCCUUGCUGUCGCCGCUGAAGGGAGGUCCGCUGCCCAUCAGAGAACACAUCACAUGCGAUUCUAGAUGUCCUCAAGAUGUUCCAGAGAGUCAAGUGGCUGACGUAUCAUCGUCUUCUAACUCUCCCAAUGUGCAAACCCUACAGGAAAAAACACCCAAAAAGGACAUUGUUCUGAAAAACGCCGAGUCGUGGGCCCGACUGGUGAGGCAGUCGGCCGCCGUCCCCGCCGCCAUCAAGUCGUCCAAAGAGAGCUUCCAGCAGUUUCGGAAGGCCGCCAUGGAGAAGGAGGAGCGUGAAAAGGUGCUGAAGAAGAAGAAGCUGACGGACGUGCCGGAAAAGAGCUCCAGCUCAGAUAAAAAUCCGCCGCCGAGCAAAGUGGACCUUUCGUCACCCGGCGCCGCCGUCCCGCUCGCAGAGGAGCCGACGACGUCUCCCCCGGGGACCCCGCUCGGGAGCGCCCAGUCCCCCUCGAGUCGAGCGCGAAUGCUGGCCAGAAAGAAGGAGCAGGAGCGGCGCAGGCGAGAGGCGAUGUUUUGCAUCGACAUGACCAUGCAGCACGACAUCAUGACCACUUUUGAACUCAACCUGGACUAAAAAAAAAAAAAAAACAACAAAAAUGAAAUCACUGUGACUGACUUGAAAAAUGUGAGACGAUGAGUCUCCUCUGAGGACGACUACAUUUUGGGCAAUUGUGUUCAUUUUCACGUCUCAGCAAAGUCCCCAAAUGUGUGCUGUUUAUUCUCUUUAGCGCUUGCUCGCCAUGUUUGUGUUAUUAAAGAAAAAAGAAACAUGCGCAAAUGGAAAAGUAUAGCUAUGCCAGCCGACUUUGUAACUCACUCCCUCCCCUCCCACCAAAAACUGUGAUCUGUGUCAUCGGAUGGUAAAACACUUCCUGUAUGAAUUUCAAAAUCAGACGGCACAGACUUGCAUCCUUACGUGCGCGAUAUGCACCUUUGCCAUUUUAUUUCCAAAGAACGCUUUAUUUUGCAUCCUUUUCCUCAUUCACUGCAUCGGCUCUCUUCUCUCUUUGUUGCUGUCGUUCGCCUUGAAUGCGUUUUGAACAAUGAGAGGCUUGUUUUUGUUUUGUUUUUCCUUUUUUUU
Molecule: messenger RNA, 3454 nt
Organism: Syngnathoides biaculeatus (alligator pipefish)
Lineage: Eukaryota; Metazoa; Chordata; Actinopteri; Syngnathiformes; Syngnathidae
Gene: brdt
Product: bromodomain, testis-specific
Exons: 19
Coding region: 209-2947 (912 amino acids)
Biological process (GO): chromatin remodeling; positive regulation of transcription elongation by RNA polymerase II
Cellular component (GO): chromatin; nucleus
Source: RefSeq, a predicted model, not a curated record